AUGGAAGAGCUGAGUCAAGCCCUGGCUGGUAGUUUUUCUGUGUCUCAAGAUCUGAACAGCACAGCGGCCCCCCACCCACGCCUAUCCCAGUACAAGUCCAAGCACAGUUCUCUGGAACAGAGCGAACGUCGCCGCAGAUUACUGGAACUACAGAAGUCCAAGCGCCUGGAUUAUGUGAACCAUGCUAGAAGACUGGCUGAAGAUGACUGGACAGGGAUGGACAGUGAGGAGGAAGAUAAAAAAGAUGACGAAGAAAUGGAUAUUGAUGUGGGCAAGAAGUUACCAAAGCGCUAUGCUAAUCAGUUGAUGCUCUCCGAGUGGCUAAUUGAUGUGCCCACAGACUUGAGGCAGGAAUGGAUUGUGGUCGUGUGCCCUGUGGGAAAGAGAUCCCUGAUUGUGGCCUCCCGGGGGUCAACCAGUGCAUAUACCAAGAGCGGCUACUGCGUCAAUAGGUUCCCCUCCCUUCUUCCAGGAGGCAACAGGAGAAAUGCAACAACAGCGAAAGAUUACACCAUACUGGACUGCAUCUACAGUGAGGUGAGCCAAACCUACUACGUUCUAGAUGUGAUGUGCUGGCGGGGACACCCCUUCUACGACUGCCAGACUGAUUUUCGAUUCUACUGGAUGCAUUCAAAGUUACCAGAAGAAGAAGAACUGGGACAAAAAACCAAACUCAAUCCUUUUAAGUUUGUGGGGCUACAGAACUUCCCUUGUACCCCUGAAAGCCUGUGUACGGUGAUGACCAUGGAUUUUCCUUUUGAGGUGGAUGGCCUGCUCUUCUACCACCGGCAGACCCACUACAGCCCCGGGAGCACCCCUCUGGUGGGCUGGCUGCGCCCGUACAUGGUAUCAGAUAUCCUCGGUGUGGCUGUGCCAGCUGGCCCACUGACUGCCAAGCCUGAUUAUGCGAGCCAUCAGCUCCAGCAAAUCAUCGAGCACAAGAAGAGCCAGAAGGAGGGCGUGAAGGAUAAGGCCGCACACCAGGCUUCUGAGAAUGGCCAUUACGAACUGGAGUACCUGUCCACCCCGCAGCAGCCCCAGAGCCCAGCCCACACAGGCAGUGGCAUGGAGAGCUAAGGAUGGUGAUUGCAAUGGGCCCCCUGGAAGGAGGGUGCCUGGCCCCAGAAGAAGGACUCGUGUGAAGACCGUGAUAAGAGCAAGCAGCUUCACUUCAGAGUGGACUUCACAAGGCCACUGAAGCGGGCAUCAGCUUAUCUGGUAUCCGCAGCCUGGCUCAGACAGUUGUGGGAGGGCCCAGCCAAUUUAGAGUCGGGUAGCAACUGCUAGGAACACAUAUCCCACAUCCCUGAAGUAAAUACGUUAUUUUUCAGAAAAGAGUUGUUUUUGAUUGGUAAAUGGUAGAAAGGCGUGAAUCCUCUCCCCACCACACACACCUCCUUAAACCGUGGCUGCUCCAUCUUGGCCCAUUUUGCUGUCCUUUUUAGCACGUAAGCAUCCUGCUGAGUUUCCAUUGCUGCUGUUGCUUUGGGUAAUGUCAUUUUCUGAAAGGUCUUACUAGGAACUGCAAUUCUUGGUAUUUCACUAUGUUCUCUCUUCUGAGAAGACAAGUGUGAUUUGCUUUGGUUUAGACAGUGCCAGAGAUAAAAUAAAUGGAGUUCAUUCUUUCCCUA
Messenger RNA from Suncus etruscus (white-toothed pygmy shrew), 1631 nucleotides. It is a transcript of the gene SNUPN, whose product is annotated as snurportin 1. Gene Ontology annotation, molecular function: protein binding; nuclear import signal receptor activity. Gene Ontology annotation, cellular component: cytoplasm; nucleus. Gene Ontology annotation, biological process: snRNA import into nucleus; protein import into nucleus. The transcript is spliced from 8 exons. The coding region runs from base 1 to 1077 and encodes 358 amino acids. NCBI's taxonomy places the organism in Eukaryota, Metazoa, Chordata, Mammalia, Eulipotyphla, Soricidae. The record is from RefSeq and is a predicted model, not a curated record.